AUGCUAUCUCGCGCACUACUUCAUUUUCUCUUCCUCACCGGGGCGAAGGCCGCCUGGCCCACCUCUUACGACGUGACUCAUAUUGCGCCCGAUUGGAUCGACCCUAGCGACUGGCGAACCGUCGCCCUUCGCAACCCCCCAGCUGCGGCUGAGAUCGUCGAGUAUCGCAUGGACGUUCUCAGGGCAGUCCCGCCCGACGUGAUCAAGAGGUACACCACAUCUUCGUCCAGGGGCACGGCCGGCGUGUUUUCACACUCAGUGAGCCCCUCCAACGAGACACGCGUUGCCGGGGACGCGGGCCACCCGGUAGACCUCAAAACCAGAGACGUCCUCAAUGGCAAGGAUGACAGAGUGCUCUUCUCGGACAUGAAUUGGCCGUUCCGCGCCAUCGGCAAAUGGGUGUGGACAAAGGACGCGGAUCGUCGCGCAGGCUUCGGGUGCACGGCGACGCUCAUCGGGCCCCGCCAUCUCCUCACCGCACGAUACUGCGUGGAUGAUAUUUGGAGCGGCCUCUUCAUGCCGGGCUAUGACGAAGGUGAGCGUUUCCCACGCGCCUGGGCGACAAAGAUCAUCGUCUCGGACCGCUCGCAGCUCGUGAGCUCCUGCUAUCGGAAGCAAGAGUGGGCAAUUGUCAUCCUGAACCGACGCGUGGGCGACGAGGUCGGGUACAUCGGCACCCUGCGCAACCAGGUCCAGGAAAAGUUCCGCACCUUAGGCACCCUGACCACCCUCGGGUACCAUCUGGACACAGACAAGGAUUGCGAGCGCCCGUACCGGGAGACUGGCAUCACGGGCGUGCUGGCGCAGAUUUAUCUCUGCGAUGCUGCGGGCCCGGUGCGGUGCUACGCAGACGUGAGCAUCGGCGCCGCCGGGUCGCCCAUCUGGGAGCGGGACGAGAACAGCGAGGAGCGCUGGAUCCUCGGCACCGCAUCGUUCAGGAGCAAGCUGGACACCGAGUAUGCGUCGGGAAACGAGAUGCUGGCGGCCAUUGCGAUCGCUAGGCGGGACUGGCCUUGACCAGAGACAGGGAGCGAACGAGCUGUCCUUCAUUCUACAAGCAUGGUGACAUGGACGAGUAGUUCAGACCAGUUCUCGAGUGAGACACUGGAAGAACAUCGAGGUCGAGAGCGCA
Microdochium trichocladiopsis is the source of this 1132-nucleotide messenger RNA. RefSeq lists its product as uncharacterized. The record is from RefSeq and is a predicted model, not a curated record. Lineage: Eukaryota; Fungi; Ascomycota; Sordariomycetes; Xylariales; Microdochiaceae. Bases 1 to 1017 code for a protein of 338 amino acids. The transcript is spliced from 2 exons.